CUGGGAACCCAGAACGUGUCGCGUUUUUCAACCAUUGGUCAGUACGUUUUGUGUGCUUAAAGUGUCUGUAUAUUGCCUGUGAAUUCCGUUGAUAUAAUCAACCGUCCAAGAGUCCGAGUUACGUACAGUUGGAGAACGCGCAUCACCUCCGUCGUCAUCGCUGUAACUGCGGUACCACAAUGCGGAUGAUGUGGUUCAUGGCCUUUGCGUGCGUCUUGCUGUCCAUGCGGGGCGCGCACUCCAACGUCGGGCUGACGAGCACGUCGUUCAGCAACGAGCUGCGCACCGGUUUCGCCAGGCUGUUCCAGAACGGCGUCGAACAGCCGCUGCAGCAGCAGUCCCCGUUCGUGCUGCUCAGCCCCACCGACUUCCAGUCCGUCACCGGCCAGCUGGCCCAGCGACCGGCGCCGUUCAGCCCGCUGGCGGCCACGGGAUACCAGGCGCCGCGCCCUAGGUACGAGUUGCAACAUCUGUCGUGGAUGAUUCCUUAUUAUUAUGUCCCUACCAGGUUCGUGCCGCCGAGGGGUGGCAAGCGGCCCAACGACGUGCUAGUGAUCGUCGUCAAGACCAGAUCGAAUUGCACGGCCAACGGGACGAUGCCGGCGGACGGCGGCAGUGGCGGAGACGACGACGACGACGUCGACGACGACGGACCGAAUCCGGACGACGACGUCGAAGAAGUGAGCAUCGUUACCGGCGGCACGGAAAAGGGCAAGGAACCGUCCCGGUGCGUGUGGGCCAUUCUGUCGUGCUGCGCCCCGGCCAACACGCCCAUCCGGUAUACGUGUUUCGACGUGUUGGGCUGCAGCACGGCGUUCUGGGACACCAACCCGUGCGUACCGGCCAUCAUACAGACCGCUUUGAACCAGGCCACCCAGUACUACGGUACGGCCACGUCCACCAACCGCACCGCCACGCCCGCGCCCACGCCACCGGCCACCCCGGCGGCGGCCUCCACCGAUAACAUAGUCUCUCUGAUGACUGGUUCGUCCACCGCUGCGGCCGCCGCUUCGUCGGUGGACCAGACCACGCCGGCAGCAGCUACCACCGCUUAGUCGUUGCCUGCAGCCGCUUCCACGUUUCGCCGGUCGUCCGACAAACCAAUCGACGCGGACGACCAUAAUAAUAUUAUAAUAUUUUACAAUCAUUACAUUAUGCGCAUUACGUGUUGUACGAAACCGAAGAACAGAAAUCGUCGGCAACUCGUCCAACCCGCGAUCGAACCGAUACAUUUCGAUACGAUGAUAAUAUAUUAUAUUUAAGAUUACCUGUUAAGUGUGAUUUGUCUUGCACUUAUAAUAUUAUUGUAAAAAACGUAAAUAUUCAGACACCGACAAGAGUAUACAUCCAAUGCCGGAUCUAGGACGUUAUUGACCGGACGUAUAAAAAAAAUUAUUUUCUCAUUUUAUGGGCAUCCAUGGGUUUUUUAUUACCCAAAAUUUCGGUUUUUUUUAAAUAACUCAACGUAGAUACUUUAUUGUUCACGCAAACGGAAUGUCUUGUAAUUAAAAAUAUGAACACAAACGGAAUUUAAAAGUUUUUACGGUAUUUAAUAUAAAUAAAAAAUAAUAAUGCGCGUACAGAAAUAUUUUAAAAACUUAUUUCGUUAGCCUUCUUCUUUGCAGCGAAAUCGUUUGUAGCAUCAUCAUAAUUGAUUCUUCGUUCAUUUUUAAUUUUUUUUUUUUCAUAAUAUCUUGUUCUCUUGUAUAAAAUAAUAUUAUUUUAAACUUGAUGCAUAGCAGGUACAACAUUAAUAUACAACCGGAUUGUAACUAUUAAAUCAUGAACGGUUAAUAUUUUGUAUACGCCUUAUAGUUUUUCGUUUGGUACAUUAUGGUUUUCUUUCAUUUUUUAAAUUACACGCGUUGAGGUAGUUGGCCCUGUCCGAGACAAGGAAUCCUCUCCCCCGUAGAUCCGGCACUCGUUUUAUUAAAUACUGUAGCAUUGUGUAUAAUAUAAAUAAAUAUUAUGUCUGUCUCAUAGUUUUUCGUGGAUAAAUUUCGUUUUCAAAUAUGAUAUAUUGGAUAUAAUAAAAUACAAUAUUAUUUUU
Messenger RNA from Rhopalosiphum maidis (corn leaf aphid), 2050 nucleotides. RefSeq lists its product as uncharacterized. NCBI's taxonomy places the organism in Eukaryota, Metazoa, Arthropoda, Insecta, Hemiptera, Aphididae. The record is from RefSeq and is a predicted model, not a curated record. The transcript has 3 exons. Bases 180 to 1055 code for a protein of 291 amino acids.